CAAAUUGUUUUUCACAAUUUGAUUAAAAUAACAACUUCUAUUUCAGAACGGUCUGUUUCUAUGUGGUUGGAUCAGGGGACUGAUGAGGUUAAGGAGCAGAUAGCAGGCCAUGAGUAUGAUGGAGAUAUUAGAGUAACUAAGACUGGUAAAACGUGCCAAGAACCGUGCUGGGUUAAUAUGGAUAACGGAUAUUUGUAUUGUGAAACUGCCGCGGGAAUAUUCGAAGAAUGCAGUAUCAAGUUACCGGAAGUCCAAAACUCAAGCACUGUCUUCCAUAAGUUCUUAAAGCCUCUUAGUACUACUUAUAGCGGCAAAACCUGUCAAAGAUGGGCUGAUAUUAUUCCGCAAUCACACAGCUUGCAUGGAAAUAUCUUUAAGGGGGAAAGCAUAAAUGAAGCAUCUAACUUCUGUAGAGAUCCUGGAGAGACUGGGUUCAUCUGGUGUUUCACAACAGAUCCUGAUAAACGAUGGGAACCGUGCAUAGUUAACGAAAUAAAAUCCAAACGUAGCUGCAUCACUGUCCAAAAAUAUUCUGGGAAUGAAAAUAAAACAGUUACAGGGAAGUCUUGUGUGAGAUGGGAUGAUAAGGUUUUACCAUUGCAAGCUGAUUUUCGGGAAAGGGAUGCACGAGUUGCAAAUAAUUAUUGUCGAGACCCAUUUAGUUUUGGAUAUAACUGGUGUUUCAUAAACCAGUACGGCCAGGACUGGGAGCCAUGUCAGACUGAAGAUCCACAAGAACCGAGGAACUAUGAAGUGCGUCAUGAAACCGUUGCACACAGUAUGUUUACAUGCGAUGGAGAGGUACAAAUUACGAAAUUUGCUAGAUGUGAUGGGAAGUUUGAUUGCAUUAACAAACGUGACGAAGUUGGGUGUCCGUAUACAGUCCAUUCGAUGGCAAAGGCAAGAAAUGUCAACAGUAAUUUUACAAACGUUCCUCUUCCAUAUUCUUUUCGGGAUUCUAUCUUAAGAUGUAACUCUCAAGAAUUUAUAUCUGUCAUCGCAAGAUGUGAUGGGGUAAUCGACUGCCUUGAUGCAUCUGAUGAGAUGAAUUGUCAGGACGAUAGUGUAGUGUCUAAAGGAAACCGUAUGUGCUCCAACGACCAGUUCCGAUGUAACGACGGAGACUGUAUCCAUAUCAGUCUUGUUUGUAAUUAUGUUGUUGACUGUAAUGAUGGUUCGGAUGAGUACUGUGAUUUCCAGCCGUGCUCAAUUUUGACUGAGUACCAGUGUAACAAUGGACCAUGUAUCUCAUUGAACAAACGGUGCGAUUCUAUAAAACACUGCGCAGAUGGCUCGGAUGAGAUUGCGUGUUAUAAAUGCAAUGAAGAGCUUGCAUUCCUUUGUGAUAUUGGGCGAUGCAUUCCAAAACGUCUCCGAUGUGAUGAGCAUGCCCACUGUGAAGACGGAGCCGAUGAACAAUAUUGUACUAGAGAAGGGUUCUCCUCCUGUCAGGAUAUUUGGGAGGCUGGGUUUAGGAAAUCUUCACUUUAUACAAUGGCCGGUGUUAUAGUGCAAUGUGAAUUUGAUGACAUUUAUGACAAUCAUCAGAUAGAAACCGUGCUGAAUAUGGACCUGAACUAUCAUGAGAAUUAUCUGUUCGGGAGUACAUUUGUUAGCUCAAUGCUUUACAAUGACCUAUCAAGUAAAUUAGAAAGCACGAUAAAUCUGAUGCUUUUUGCUGACGAAAAUACUACAUGCAUUCAAAAGAUGAAAGAGGUCUGUGUUCCAGCCUUCGAAGCAAGAGCAGAGCUUAAUGACACCUCCAGUGAAUGUGUUUGUGGUAUUUUUAACUACAAGAUAGGCGAAAGGUAA
Messenger RNA from Ruditapes philippinarum (Manila clam), 1812 nucleotides. Its product is annotated as low-density lipoprotein receptor-related protein-like. Gene Ontology annotation, biological process: cholesterol homeostasis; receptor-mediated endocytosis involved in cholesterol transport. The coding region runs from base 61 to 1812 and encodes 583 amino acids. Lineage: Eukaryota; Metazoa; Mollusca; Bivalvia; Venerida; Veneridae. Gene Ontology annotation, molecular function: protein binding. Gene Ontology annotation, cellular component: plasma membrane. The record is from RefSeq and is a predicted model, not a curated record. The transcript is spliced from 11 exons.